CGGAGUAAUAACUCAUCUCAAGUCUUUCACACGAAGCAACCUUCCCCAUUUCUCACCGGAUUUCUUCUUCAUCUUCACUUUCUCUCUCUUUUUCUUUCCAUUUUCCUUCUCACUCUUCGAUUUCCUCCAUCGAUCUGCGCGUUUUCAAGAGAGAGAGAGAGAGAGUUUCUGUUUGUUGAACGCAUUUGUGGUGAAAUCUAAGGAUGAGUCACAAAGGGUUAAUAUAUAGCUUUGUUGCAAAAGGAACUGUCGUUUUGGCAGAACAUACAUCUUUCUCAGGAAACUUCAGUACCAUUGCUGUUCAAUGCUUGCAGAAGCUUCAGUCGAAUAGCAGCAAGUACACGUAUUCGUGUGAUGGAUACACUUUUAACUUCCUUAUCGACAAUGCCUUUGUUUUUCUUGUUGUUGCAGAUGAAUCAACUGGAAGGAGUGUGCCUUUUGUGUUUCUUGAGCGAGUGAAGGAUGAUUUUAGACAGCGUUAUGGCGGGGGCAUUAAAGAAGAAGGUCCGCAUCCUCUUGCUGAUGAUGAUGAGGACGAUGACUUGUUUGAAGACCGAUUCAGCAUUGCAUACAAUCUUGAUAGAGAAUUUGGGCCAAGGCUUAAGGAGCACAUGCAAUAUUGUAUGGAGCAUCCAGAAGAAAUGAGCAAGCUUUCCAAAUUAAAGGCUCAAAUUAGUGAGGUCAAGGGAAUUAUGAUGGACAAUAUUGAAAAGGUUUUGGACCGUGGUGAGAGGAUCGAGCUUCUGGUGGACAAGACUGAAAAUCUGCAGUUCCAGGCUGACAGCUUCCAGAGGCAAGGAAGGCAACUGCGACGGAAGAUGUGGCUGCAGAACCUCCAAAUGAAGCUGAUGAUUUCGGGCGCAGUGCUCAUCGUAAUUGUCAUUCUGUGGCUCAUUGCUUGUGGAGGUUUCUCAUGUUGAUUGAAUGGCAAAACUAAAAUCGGUGAUCUUUAGUACCUCUUUAGAUGCUAUGUUCUUCAUUUGGUGUACAAAAGUGUUGCUGAUCUUGUAUAUCAAAAACUCGUGCCAAAUCUAGAAGCCUAGAACCUGUUCUACGCUGUAAUUAAAACGUCCCUACUCCACUCCCUCUUGGUCUUGUCGCUGUUCUGUUUUCUAAUUCAAAGAAUUGUGGUCUUAUGGGCAUUUCUUCUGUUGUUUGUACAAGAGAAUAAAAUUACUCUUAUGGGGGUAUUUAGUACGAAGAUUCGAGACAUGGUUUGAAUCAUGAUUCAUG
Messenger RNA from Morus notabilis, 1233 nucleotides. Its product is annotated as vesicle-associated membrane protein 727. The coding region runs from base 204 to 920 and encodes 238 amino acids. The transcript has 6 exons. The record is from RefSeq and is a predicted model, not a curated record. Gene Ontology annotation, cellular component: membrane. NCBI's taxonomy places the organism in Eukaryota, Viridiplantae, Streptophyta, Magnoliopsida, Rosales, Moraceae. Gene Ontology annotation, biological process: vesicle-mediated transport.